Molecule: messenger RNA, 1453 nt
Organism: Ananas comosus (pineapple)
Lineage: Eukaryota; Viridiplantae; Streptophyta; Magnoliopsida; Poales; Bromeliaceae
Product: alpha-galactosidase 1-like
Exons: 15
Coding region: 37-1266 (409 amino acids)
Biological process (GO): carbohydrate metabolic process
Molecular function (GO): hydrolase activity, hydrolyzing O-glycosyl compounds
Source: RefSeq, a predicted model, not a curated record
UUUUUAGAGAGAGAGAGAGAGAGAGAGAGAGGGGGGAUGGGGGAGAGAUGUAUUGUGUGGGUGAAGGUGAUGCUGGGCUUAGUGUACGCCGUUGGAUUAUGGGCGGGCGCCGAAUCACGACGAGAUCUCGCAGAAUCGGACGGUCGCAGGAGCUUGUUGGCCAAUGGCCUCGGAGUCACCCCUCCCAUGGGGUGGAAUAGUUGGAAUCACUUCAAUUGUUUAAUUAAUGAAACGGUUAUCAAAGAAACAGCUGAUGCACUAGUCUCAACUGGCCUUGCCAAGCUCGGCUAUCGAUAUGUGAACAUUGAUGAUUGCUGGGCGGAGCAAGAUCGCGAUUCGGAGGGUUAUCUGGUACCAAAUAGAGCAACAUUCCCCUCAGGAAUCAAGGCUCUUGCAGAUUAUGUUCACAGCAAAGGUUUAAUGCUAGGGAUAUACUCUGAUGCAGGAUACCAUACAUGCAGCAAACUGAUGCCAGGAUCACUUGGUUACGAGGAGAAAGACGCCGACACAUUCGCCUCGUGGGGUAUAGAUUACUUGAAGUACGAUAACUGUAACAACGGAGAUCUGAAGCCAAUGACGCGAUACCCGGUUAUGACUCGCGCCAUAAUGAAUACCGGUCGACCGAUCUUUUUCUCUUUAUGCGAAUGGGGGGAUAUGCACCCUGCUUUAUGGGGCGCCAAGCUCGGAAAUAGCUGGAGAACAACUAAUGACAUAAGUGAUUCAUGGGACAGCAUGCUGUCGAGGGCCGACCAAAAUGAAGUGUAUGCUGAGUACGCGAGGCCCGGUGGCUGGAAUGACCCAGAUAUGCUCGAGGUAGGGAAUGGAGGGAUGACCAGGGAUGAAUACAUUGUUCAUUUCAGCAUAUGGGCUAUUUCCAAGGCUCCCCUUCUUAUUGGAUGCGAUGUUCGUGAUUUAUCGAAGGAGACUUUCGAUAUCCUCGGCAAUAUGGAAGUCAUCGCGGUUAACCAAGAUUCUCUCGGUGUUCAAGCUAAGAAAGUGAGGAUGGAGGGAGAUCUGGAGGUUUGGGCUGGGCCUCUUUCCGGUUAUAGGACGGUGGUUGUGUUGCUGAACCGGUCCUCAAAGGAGAGCCCGAUCACCGCGCACUGGGACGAUAUCGGUAUCCCCCCUGAUACGAAGGUCGAAGUAAGAGACUUAUGGGAGCAUGAGUUAUUGGAGGAGAAGUUCAUAAACAAACUGUACUUCACCGUAGGCCCGCGUUCGUGCAGGAUGUUCGUGUUAAUGCCGCUACGGACGAAUGCCAGCUAGUAUUCCUGAAGAAUAUAUAUGUAUGUUAGUAAAAUUGGAUGUAAUUGGAUCAUUUUGAUUGUGAUCUUAAGACAAAUUGAAUAAAACUUGGCGCGAAGUCGCUAAAAGCUGCUCUCUGAUGUGGAUGAGAACUUGUGCUCCUGUAUCUGUUUCUGUUAAUGAAUAGUAACAGGCCUUUUAUGCAGCU